AUGGUUGACAAAGACCGCUCUGGAUUUCAACAAGUCCUCGUCACUUCAGUCAUUGUUAUCAUCAGCACAUCCCUGGUAAUUUACACCAUGACCACAGAAUAGAGACCAACAGAAGUCUGACUUCUUGUUUGCACUUAUGACACAGAAUAAAGACACACAGAAGGUCGACUCCAUGAUUCAUCACCAAAACGCUGACAUCAUGGUCCUAGCCAGUGCGCUUAUGAGAGGCAUUCCCCCCUGGAUGUCUGCCAUUUUGAAUAUUAUCAGGGGGUGAAUGCCUCUUAUAAGCACACUGGUUGGGACGGUUAUGCCAAAAUCAUAGGAAAAACCAAGAAGUCUGGCUUCUGUAUCGUCUCUAUUCUGUGCUUAUGAUAUUGGUGUAACCAGGGUUGGUAAGUUAGAUGAAUAAUUAGGCCAAAUCAUCAUUAGUGCCGUUUAGAAAGCAAAGAAAACACAAGGCCAAGACAAAGAAAACAAAGGCCUAGUGUGACGGUGUUAGGCCUAAUUAUUCAGCAAACCUACCAACCCUGGGUGUAACCGUUGCAAUGCUGUUACCAUGUUCCUAGCCAGUGUUCUUACAGUAGGCAUUCACCCCCCCCCCCCCUGUGUAUAUUCAAAAUGGAGGAUGUUCAGGGGGUGAAUGUCUGGCACACUGGCUAGGAACAUGGCAAGUGCAUUUUUUUAUUUUUUUUUUAUUUUUUUCGCCCAAUUACAUAACAAUAAGAAGUAGAAUUAAAUAUUUACAAAAUUAGGGCUAGGAACCUUCUAGAAACCAAAAGGCUUUUGUUUAAGGUCCCUAGGUAAUAAUUAUAUAACUAGCUAUAUUCAUAAUCUAGCAUGCAGUUCGAAUGUUGUUUUUUAAAGUCAGGAAAUAUAUUAUAAUUAAUGUACAAUACAUUACUGUAAAAUAGUAAGCUGGAGUUGUAUUACAUUUGACAGAGAAAAAUAGGUUUUUAACAAAUAAUGAAGAACGGGAUAUAUAUAUUUACAUUUACAAACUUUUUACUGGUGAAGUGAAACAAGGAAUUGUAGAUCACAGGACAAAGAAUAAUAUCAUUCUGGCUAAUUUAAACAGAAUUCCAGGUUAAUAGUUUACCUAACAUAGUCUGGUUAAUUCAACCAUAUAGCGUGGUUAAAUUAGACAGGAUGGUAAUCAAAUUAAUGGCCACAUAUAAUCCAGGCCAAUUUUAUAAAACAUUUAUUGAGGUUGCGUGACAUUAUAUUUUUGUGCUAUAUUUGCAUCUCCAAAAAUUCCUACUUUUGCCCAACUUUUCCUGAAAUUUUAGUCCUACUUUUAUCCCAAAUGCCAGAAAGACUGCUGGCGAUUUGCAAUUUAAUUGUUCUUUUUGUUGGUCAGGUUAAAAGUUUGGUGAGUUUUGUGUCUGGUGUUUUGUACGUGAACUGGAGAGGAAGUCUGACGAGAUUUAUCCAAAAAUUUUAUUUUGCUCAAGACAAUUACUAUGAACUGAAUGUCCUACAACGAGAUAUUGAUAACUUGUAAGUAAAAUUAGAAAAUGUACGAAAACAUACACUUAAAGGUCGUUUUCCACCACUAGGCAGAAUGUUUCGCGCGGUGCGGAAUUUCUCUUUGUUUUUUCUAACGCUUGGUGGAAAACAGCGUUAGCCCACUGAUUGCAAUGCAGCGCUCUCCCCUUGACGAAUAACAUUUGAAAUUUUCCUGCUCAAAUUAUCUACACAGAAAAUUUCACAUUGUUUAGAACGUUAGCGUGUGGGUUGAUUGGCAUUUGAGCACUUAACUUGCAGUAAAGCUCAAUUUCUCAUGCUUUGAAAAUUUGGAAAAUUCUCGCGACACUUUUUCUAUUUCAACCAAGAAUAUGGGUAAAACUGGCCAGUGAAAAGGAACUGGCACUUGAUGCCUCCUGCCCCUCUCCAUUCCCCCACCAGGCACACCCCUUUUGCUGGCCCUGUGCGUGAGAAUCUAUUUUACUCUCUUUUGUAGAGAUCAGAGAAUCACUCAAGAUGUGGAUAAGUUCAGCAAUCAGUUCAGCAAUAUUUUCUCAACUCUCGUCAUUUACUGUGGGCUACUACACUUAUCAGUGUUACAAAAGGUGUGCACGACCGAUAUAAGUUCGAAUCUCUUUAAACACUUCUAAAGCUGUUUCCAUUUAUGCCAACAUUCAUGAUCUAGCACGUUUUGUUAAUGGAAUGUUGUUAAACAUUUAUCUCACAUCAAGGCUGCCUUUUGUUUGCCAAAACAAUGCAAGUAUUUCCUGUAUAGUACACUUCGCAAGUUUCGUUUCGACAAAUUUUCCUUGUCCAAAAACUGACAUGCCCAGCUUUGCAACAAGACUCUCUGGCAAGGAAUAAUUGUCAAUAGACCAUUUGCAUUAUAGACUAAAUUUUGAUCUAAACAAGUCUAGACAAAAAUUUCAUGAACACAGCUUGAAAGAGCAUCACAAAAUUAGUAAUAUUCCAAAGUUUCGUUGCGAAAUGUUGUAAAAUGCGGAUAAUAUAGCCUUGCGAAGUUUGCCGUUUUUCAGUCAUUUUGCAUUACGUGGGAGAAAUUGAAAGCCCAAUAAAUUUGUAAUCUAAAAUGACUGAAAAACGGCAAACUUCGCAAAGCUAUAUUAUCCGCAUUUUACAACAUUUCGCAACGAAACUUUGGAAUAUUACUAAUUGUGUGAUGCUCUUUCAAGCCGUGAUGAAAUUUUUCUCUAGACUUGUCUAUAAUGCAAAUGGUCAAUUUUUUGCCCUACACACGAGUAAAUAGAACUUUUCAAGGAAAAAUUACCUGUCCUGUACAGGGCUUUGCUAUACAAGAUAAAUCUUUGCACACUAACAUUAAUACCAGGUAUCCAGUAUUAUCAUGUGACCAAAUUAAACCAACAUCGUUGGCUAAUUUACUCAUUAAUUAUUAACGAGUUUGAGAUGUAUAUAUACCAAAUAUUUUCCUGGUAUAAAAGAUCUUUUUCUGGGAACUGAUUUCCAUAUUUUGAAACACCAAAUUCUUGUUUACGUAUUUUAACCAAUUGGAAGUCAGUAUCAAUAUGAGGUGACGACCUUUGAUCACAAGACAUUAGAUAUUCUAUUUCUUGCCAGAAUAUUCCUGUCUGUCCAUAGCCUACGGUGUAGACCCCUCACGAAACGUGUUUCUGCUGGGGUCUACACCGUAGGCUAGUCUGUCCAUUGAACACUUCAUGCGGAAUAGCGAUAUUUGUCUGCUGCUCUAAACAGACCAUUUUGUUAAAGAUUUCAAGCAAAUACUAACACAGACUUUCUCGAAGAACGAACACUGUAUCUACAUUGUGUCUAUAUAGCGAGGUUUACACUACAAAGCGACUAACAUCAACACAGAACUUGCUUUCUUUAUAUUACGAGAGAAGAAUGGCGUGAAAUUUAUGGCGUCUUAUAUACAAGGCUAUGAUGAGGAAAGAUUCGCAAGCAAAGUUAAUCGAAAUUUCCUCUGUUUGAUUUGCUUCAAUGUCCUUAAAGACCCGGUUCUGUGUCCGAGAAAUCAACAUUGUUUCUGUCGUGCUUGUAUUACGAAACAUCUCGAGAAUUCUCAAAGAUGCCCUACGUGUGCGAAUGAACUGACGGUAGAGACUUUGGCCAAACCACAAAGGAUGAUAAAAGAUUAUUUAGAUGAAUUAAAUAUUCAUUGUGUUUACAACAACAGGGGUUGUGAAGAGAUCGUACAACUGCAACAUCUUGACAACCAUGAGGCUACAUGUGGAUUUACUCCAGCCGUUUGUACAAACCCAGACUGUGGUGUAAUUUUAAGCCAGCGUGAUCUUGUUAACCACGAAAGUGAACUAUGUGAAUUUCGCAAGUUGAAGUGCAACUCGUGCGGACCAACGGCAAUAACGUUGGGCGAUAGAAUGGCAACGAUGGCGACAAAUCUGGCGACUGUCGAGACAAAUGUGCGGACCAGUAUGACAAAAAUGGCGACUGUGGUUGCCAUGGAAACCUGCAUGAAUGAUGUACAAGCGAAUGUACAGACACAAAUUGCAAAUGUGGAGAAGAACAUGGAGAGAAAUACCGCAAACACAGGAAAACUCGAAGCAGUGAAUAAUGAGAUGAAAGGAUUGAAAACAGCUUUGAUUGAAGGUCUUGAUGAAAUGAAGGAUGUUCUUGUCAAGAUGGAGGACAAGAUAGAAGGAAAUGCAAGAAAAGUAAGAAAUACAGCAAGUGGUGACAAGGAAAAUAUAAUUGUUGCUGGAGGUAAUCGAACUAACUCUGUAGAGAUGUUUAACUGGCGUCGAGGAACAUGGUCGCCAUUACAAUCCUCGGCAAAGAAGCGUUGGGGAGCAACUUUGUUUGUAUACAACAAUCAUGUGACAAUUGCUGGAGGUUGCUGUUUUGGCCUUGUCGAUGAUAUGAUUAGAAUGAAUAUAAACCCAUACCCUGAUCUCUCAACACACUGGAGUGACUGUCCUGUUAAACUGCCUGGUACGUUGGCAUUCCAUAGCAGUGUGCUGUAUAAUGAUCAGCUAAUAGUCACUGGUGGUAAUAAUGGAAAUGCAGUACCGGUAUCUGACUGUAUUGAUGAAGUCCAGCUUACCCCUCCUUAUACCGCGAAGACCUUAUCAAGAAUGCCAGAACCAAGAAUGCACCACAGCACGCAAUUAUUUGGUCAUAGUUUGUUGAUCGUGGGUGGAAGUACAACUUUCUGUCACCAAGACAGCCUCAGCAGUGUCGUAUUGUAUGAUAUAAAGAAGAAUGAAUGUAAACAGUUGGCACCACUGCCGUAUGAAGUGAGUGGGAUGGCAACUGUGCGAUGGGGAGACAACAUCAUUGUUAUAGGCGGCAUUGACAAAUGUGGCAAUGUAUUAGAUACAGUGAUCAUUUACAAUGUCAAGACUGAACAAAGUCACUUGUUGCCGCCAAUGAGAUGCAAAAGACAGAGAUUUACUGCCGUUGUUAUUGGAAACAACAUUGUAGUACUGGGAGGAAGGGAUGCGGUAGAACGUGACUUAAAGUCAGUUGAAGCUUUCAACUUCGAAAGUUGCAUUUGGCAAGAACUUCCAGAAAUGUCUCGAACAAGAUGGUGGCACACUGCUGUUGUUGUGUGA
Molecule: messenger RNA, 5033 nt
Organism: Paramuricea clavata
Lineage: Eukaryota; Metazoa; Cnidaria; Anthozoa; Malacalcyonacea; Plexauridae
Source: the annotation of a GenBank genome assembly